UACGCUUGCGUGGCUCCGCCCUAAGACCGCCCAAGCACUGCUAUAAAUGCCGUAGUCACUUUUCAUCUGGAACUUGUUGCACUUCGCGCUCACCAAGUUUCAACUUCGACGCUUCCCGCACUCUGAUACCAGUCACAAUGAUGAUCAAGAAGGUCGCCAUUAUCGUCGCAGUGGUGCUGGCUCUUGUUUGUCUGGCCGAAGCUCGUGAAGAGGGGCCUCAUGAUAUGGCAGACGCUCUCCGCAUGUUGCAGGAGUUGGAUCGUCUGUAUACCCAGGCUUCUAGACCAAGGAUUGACCGCCGCGACGUAGCGGAAGGGGACCGGGUCGAUCCAGACUUGUUAGAUCGUGCGGUGCGGCUUCUUCAGCUUCAGAAACUAGACCGCAUUUACUCCUACCACACUCGACCAAGAUUCGGCAAACGUUCCGACGCCUUCGCCAACUGGGCUAAGGAUCUUGAGAAGCCGGACAUACCGGCGUGGUUAGCUUACGCCAGGAGGAGAUGAAAGGUUAGCAGCCAUCGGUUCAAUAACAUCUCAACAAUUUACUAUCAUACAUGCAGCACUUAAUGGCUAUGAAAUAGUGUAUUUCCUUUUAAACUCAUUUCUUAUUCAGUAGCAUUUAAUACUUAUUUAUUUGUUUGUAUAAUUUUAUCUAUUUCUCAAAUUUUCUAGUCAAUUUAUAAAUGUCACGUAUAGUAACACUACUUGUAACGUGUAAAUCAAUCAUAAUAAUGAAUAAAGGCAUCGAUAAAACGUAAAUUUA
Danaus plexippus (monarch butterfly) is the source of this 762-nucleotide messenger RNA. RefSeq lists its product as uncharacterized. The transcript has 5 exons. NCBI's taxonomy places the organism in Eukaryota, Metazoa, Arthropoda, Insecta, Lepidoptera, Nymphalidae. Bases 138 to 503 code for a protein of 121 amino acids. The record is from RefSeq and is a predicted model, not a curated record.